AUGGCUGACGUCGGUGAAGCCUCUGGCAAGCCGCCGAAGGGCAAGCGCGAUACUUACACCUACAAUGGCAAGGAGUACUCGGCCAGGGAAUUUUACGAGAAGCUGAAAGACAUUAAGCGAAAUAGCCGUGCUUCCUGGUGGGCUUUCUUCAACGUUGUGCUGGUAAACAACGCAGUGAAGCUGGCCUGCGCGUUUUGCCCCACCCAGCUCAGCGCUACCAAUCCCUCAGCAGUGGCCCCACAGCAUCUGGCAAGCUAUCAUAAGGACGCAAUUUCGUCUUCCUCCCAGCAGUCUACGGACCCCACCGCCGGUGUAUUCAAGCAUCCCAGUCAGUGCAUCGGUUUUAUUAUGGUGAUGACUCUGCUGGCUGCAGAGGAUGAGAAGAGCGCGUGUGUGUAA
This is a messenger RNA of Volvox carteri f. nagariensis, 399 nucleotides long. RefSeq lists its product as uncharacterized. Bases 1 to 399 code for a protein of 132 amino acids. The transcript has a single exon. The record is from RefSeq and is a predicted model, not a curated record. NCBI's taxonomy places the organism in Eukaryota, Viridiplantae, Chlorophyta, Chlorophyceae, Chlamydomonadales, Volvocaceae.